This is a messenger RNA of Echinostoma caproni, 342 nucleotides long. The record is from the annotation of a GenBank genome assembly. Lineage: Eukaryota; Metazoa; Platyhelminthes; Trematoda; Plagiorchiida; Echinostomatidae.
AUGGAAAAUCUGAAAACUCUCCUCCAACCGAUCACAACCGCUCUUGCGGAUGAGCUUACUGAAGUUGAAGAACGACUGGAUCGCGUGGUGGCCACAAAACAAGCGUUUCGUGUCCAACUGGAACAGAUGGAUCAGACACCGGAUGAGACACGGUUGUACGAGUCGAAUGUUGCCGUACAGGCUACAGUAAGCCAGUAUUUGGAUCAAGAUGAUGAAGAUGAUGAUGAGGAUGAUGAUGAUUCGGAUGAUGAUGAUUCGGAUGAUGAUGAUGAUUCGUAUGAGGAUGAUGAUGAUGAUGAUGAUGAUGAUGAUGAUGAUGAUGAUGAUGAUGAUGAUGAAUGA